UCCCGUCUGCUGUGUUUAAAGAUGAAACAAAGAAUGAAUGAAUUGUUUUGAACUUGGAUAGAAACUUUUCUUUAAAACUUUGUUUCAGUCCUGAUGGUGAGAAUUUGGGUCAGACAUUCAGAGCCGAUUCCAUGGAACAGCUGAUUGACAUGCACAUAUUCAGAGGAAACGUUUCAAAUCUUUUUACUAGUCUAUUUAUUCCAUCUGUGCUAGUAAUGCUUUUGUUUCAGCAAAAUUAUUUUACUUUUUUCUUUUUUUGAUGCAUUUUUUCCCUGCUGAUGUAAAAUCUUACACACAUUAGUGCAACUCAAUCUGACAUGUCAUCAAUGUGCCCUGCGUGUCCCAGCUGAACUACAUGACCCUGAAUUAUCGACAUUUGCCUCAAAGUUGCACAAUUCCUUCACUUUGAAGAGUUGGUGACAGUUUUCUCAUUUUCGCUGAGUAAGAGCCACCAUAUUCGCCAAAUGAAAAACAGUUUUUUUCAUGUGAUCGUCAGGGACCUACUGUGUGUGGCUGUGUGUGUGUUUUCUGGCAUCUUGGAGGAGUUGCUCAAGUUUCUCUGUCGCGAAGCUGUUUGCCUCGGAGACCAGAUCUACUGGUUUGAGUACAAAGAGACCCUAACGGGAGAUUAUUUUUCUCCUUUUAACUGGAUCGAAGCAGCUUUCACUUUUCGGGAAGCUAACCGGAGAGAUGGACUUUCCUGACAGAUAUCGAUUUUCCUAUUUUCCUUUGUGGUCCGAUCGGCAAAUCUCAAUCAUGAUUGAUUAGAUUUCUUUUUUUAAAAGAGCUACAAUUAAUAACAAAGGAGAAUAUUCACAGCAAAUAUUUGACUGAAGACCUAUUUGAUAGUAGUUUUAAAAAAUUACACACUUCAUAACCCUAAUCAGAUUCUUUUUAAAUCAAUAAUCACGAGGCACAUUAGUUUUGACACAUUUAAUAAACAAGGGAAAAUUAAUUAAUUUUCCAGCCUUUCAGAGAAAAUUAGCUAACUCCAGGAUACAGCUGCUUGAUCAGUGCGUCUCCAGUGGCCAUUAUUAUUAUUCUCUGGGACUUUUGAUGCGAUCAUGUUUCCUGUUAGGCAACAGGAACUGAAAGCGUCCAUUUAGUAGCUUUUACAUUUCCCAUUUGUAUUCAUGUCAGGCUCGGCUAGCUGCAAAGCGUUCACACGCGCCUUGCCGUCUACGGCUCUGAUAUGAUGCGGUUUAUAUUCAGAGAGGGGGACCACCGUGGGAAUGAUAAAGUGGGAACAUGUGACGCUGCUGUUGCUAUGGCACUCAGGCAUCUGUGUGGCUGGCGAGCAGAACGCUCCUGCAUCUCAUCUCGAUUCGAUCCUCUUCAUAGGAUCGAAACGUAAAACAAAAAUCUGGUUAAAUAAUCAGAUUUAUUAGAAAAAAAUUAAUUGAUUAAGCAUAAAAAAAGGCAGUCUGCUGCUUGGAAAGCCUUGCAUUGCGCAGUGUGCGCUGCAUCUGUUUUGCGUUACUGAGCAGUGGGGAGUGGGAAGAAGGGAGAGAGAGAAAGAGAGAAAGAGAGAGAGAGAGAGAGAGAGAGGAAGAUGUAGGGGGAUUUUCUCCUAGCUCUCGUUCUCUGCUGCACUUCACACUGUGUGUUAAUAGAGGAUGGGAGGAAAAGACACUGAGAGACACCACACUCCCCACUCCAUCUGCCGUGAGGGACUCUGCAGAUUGAGCAUCCCAUCCUACCCCCAUCACCUCAGCUGCCGUUUUGCCAUCCUCCCGUCGCGAAGCCUCACUCCAUCCGCAGCUCGUCACUAGAUAACCCUCAGAAGACGCCUGGAAUAGGAACAUCGAUCGGGUCUCCUGGGGGAUUCCAUCACUGUCUCCCUUCAAGACAAUGGAUGUGUCCAGGAGGAGACGCAUCUGGAGGGCUGGGAUGUAGAGGCUGCACUGCCGCAGCACCCCUCCUCCGGAGACGGCGUGUUGUCUUUUUUGUUUGGGUCUUUUUUUUUACCUCUGUGGUUUGGGUGGCUUCUCGAGCGCCAGGCUUGCAGGGCUGAGCUCUGCCUUGGGGGUCCACUCAGAGAGGAGCAUUCGCUGCUUCUGCUGGGGAGCGCCAGGGGCUCUGGACAGCCCAGCAACAUGCCUGAGGCCAACUACCUGUUCUCCGUGUCCUGGGGAUACAUUAAGUUCAAGCGGAUGCUGAACCGAGAACUGAACCACCUGUCUGAGAUGAGCCGCUCGGGCAACCAAGUGUCAGAGUACAUCUCCAACACCUUCUUAGAUAAGCAGAACGAGUUGGAGCUCCCGUGUCCGGUCCAAAAGGUGAGGAAGAGGAAGCAGAACCAGCAGCAGCAGCAGCAGCAGGUUGGGAUGAUGACACAGAUCAGCGGGGUCAAGAAGGUCAACCACACAUCAAGCAUAUUGGGAAACGUCGGCAACCGCUUUGGGGUCAAGACAGACCAGGAAGAGCUGCUCUCAAAAGACCUGGAGGACAUUAACAAAUGGGGGCUGAAUAUCUUCAAAGUGACGGAGCAUUCUCACAACCGACCGCUCACCUGCGUCAUGUAUAAAAUAUUUCUGGAGCGAGACCUUAUGCGCACAUUCAAAAUUCCCCCGGACACCUUCGUGACCUUCAUGCUGACCCUGGAGGACCACUACCACUCGGACGUGGCGUACCACAACAGCCUGCACGCCGCCGACGUGGCCCAGUCCACGCACAUCCUGCUGUCCACGCCCGCCCUGGACGCGGUCUUCACAGAUCUGGAGAUCUUGGCGGCCAUCUUUGCCGCAGCCAUUCACGACGUGGACCACCCAGGAGUGUCUAACCAGUUCCUCAUCAACACUAACUCUGAGCUGGCUCUGAUGUAUAACGAUGAGUCAGUGCUUGAGAAUCACCACCUGGCUGUGGGCUUCAAGCUGCUGCAGGAAGACAACUGCGACAUCUUCCAGAACCUGAGCAAAAAACAGAAGCAGACACUCCGGAGGAUGGUCAUAGACAUGGUUCUGGCCACUGACAUGUCCAAACACAUGAACCUCUUAGCGAAUUUAAAAACCAUGGUGGAAACCAAGAAGGUGACCAGUUCGGGUGUCCUGCUGCUGGACAAUUACACCGACAGGAUGCAGGUGCUGUGCAAUAUGGUCCACUGCGCCGACCUGAGCAACCCCACCAAGCCUCUGGAUCUGUACCGGCAGUGGACCGACAGGAUCAUGGACGAGUUCUUCCACCAGGGCGACCGGGAGAGGGAGAAGGGGAUGGAGAUCAGCCCCAUGUGUGACAAGUUCACAGCUUCAGUAGAGAGGACUCAGGUUAGUUUCAUAGACUUUAUCGUCCACCCUCUGUGGGAGACGUGGGCCGACCUGGUCCACCCGGACGCCCAGGACAUCCUGGACACACUGGAGGACAACAGAAACUGGUACGAGAGCAUGGUCCCCCCGAGCCCCUCGCCUCCUUUCUACACCAGCGACGGAGAGGGAGGCCAACACGGCGAAGACGGUUCCCUAGCGAGUAAAUUCGCGUUUGACCUGACCACGGACGCAGCCGUCAGAAGCGACUGUGCGAGGAGAGGCAGUUCCUCUGACCUGGAUGGGACAGAAAUGACGACGUGUGACGUCUCAUCCGUAGAAACAUAGCCGGAGCCCGUGGCAGUCCCAGAACGGGACGGUUUCUUUACGCUGAAUUUUUGUUUUCAAUUGCAGUGGAGGCAUCCUGCAAUAAGGCUUUUUGGAGCUGCUUGGCAACCAAGGCCUUUCUGAAUGUUGGGCAAACCCCCUGCAAACAAGGCUCAGAAACCCUGUUGCGGUUUGUUCUUUCGUCCCUGGCAAGGGAGAACUGCAGAGGGGCAGCUGGAAUCGGAGCACUAACAGACCGAAAGUCUGGAUUAGAUGGUAUGAAUCUAUGAACUGGGGAAAAAAGGACUUCCAAACUUGCACUUCAGGACAUUUUUAUCUUCAUGUAGAAUAUUUGUAAUAUCUCAAGACUAAAUAACAACCAAAAACUACUGGUCAGCAGGUUACUUGUAACCAUGUAGUUUUUUUAAAAAAAAAGGAAAAGGAGAAAAAGUGCCUUUUUUUGUUUUCUUGUACAACCAUGUCAUUUUGUAAGAGUUUUUAUAAUUUAUUUAACAUGUUCAUGUAGCUGUAAAAUGUGUCCAGUUUUCUACAGGAGGACAUUGUUGUCUCGUAGUCUUCCGAACAUUCUGGCAAUAGUCUCAAGAAGAAGAAAUCUGUUGACUUCCCAGCACAAUUUGCACUUUGUGGCACACUGUAGAGCAAAGAGAGCGUGGAAUGCUGUUUUAGAAAAACGGCGUACAUGUGAAGCCAAAUAAUAUCAUGAAAACAACCCAAAUAUGUUUUUGUUUUUUUGUUUUUUUACCUCAAAUUCAUAAAAAAGACUAUUACACAACUUCUGGGUGGAAAAACGUGAAAGUGUCCAAAGAUCGUCUGGAAAAGCACUUUGAUGAUUUCAGUGUUGCUGAAUCGCAUCCUUAAAAACUUCCUCUGCUAUUCUGGAGCAACAUCACCAAAUCCAAAAUUUACGGUCCCUUAUUUAAAAUGUUUGAAACUUAUUUCUAAUAGCAUUUCCCCAUGAUUCCAUCUUAAAUUGUGAGUCAUUUUGAAUGAAAAAAAAGUAUUUUUUCUUUUUGUACAAUUCGUGUCGUUUUUUUUGUUUGUUUUUUUCUUUCACCUCAGCACCUUGAAAAUUGUCAACAGCCCUGCAGCUGGUUGCAGAUCUGUUCCAACGCUUCCUAAAAGGUACCAUGAUGUCUGGUGAGGGGAGAUGAGUUAGUAGUCAUAACAUGACAUUCUUCUUCUGUGAAUGUGUGCACACCUGAGCGUGCGUAUUCGUGUCCACAGAACCACACAAUCCCGUCGCACGCAGCUGUACAGUGCCGACAGUAACGGCGUAUUUAUUACCUUGUGUUUUCCUUGUACAACAAUAAUAUUGGUUGCUAAUAUUUACUGUAUAUUUGCUAUUAUUUAUAUGCUCUCCCACAUGUCAAAUUACAGUUUGACUGAAGCUGUCUGGUGGUGUGUCUGUAUCCAGUGAGAUAUUUUGAAUGAGACCGCCUCUUCAUGUCACAGAAGUGCGUUUGCUUUGAGGCUCCAGCCAGAAACAUUUGUGUUCUCGGCCAAACGAUCCGGCAAGGCUGGAUGUUUACUGCAGCAGAUUGUGUACGGUGACGGGUCAUUGUACAGCUGUAGGAAUAUUUGCUGAAAUAUUUAGCAUUGUUUCAAAUGUAUUUUUUCAGUGUUUUCCUCACAGUAUAUUGGUUAAAAAAUUUAAAAAAAGACAAAGAAAAACAACAACAACAACGGUAUAUGUUGUGCUCAACAAAUGUUUUCUAUGUGAUUAUUAAAAUGAGCAUGUAAAACAGAA
This is a messenger RNA of Poeciliopsis prolifica (blackstripe livebearer), 5334 nucleotides long. RefSeq names its product cAMP-specific 3',5'-cyclic phosphodiesterase 4B-like. Gene Ontology annotation, cellular component: nucleus; perinuclear region of cytoplasm; cytosol. Gene Ontology annotation, biological process: signal transduction. Lineage: Eukaryota; Metazoa; Chordata; Actinopteri; Cyprinodontiformes; Poeciliidae. The coding region runs from base 2097 to 3587 and encodes 496 amino acids. Gene Ontology annotation, molecular function: 3',5'-cyclic-AMP phosphodiesterase activity; transmembrane transporter binding. The record is from RefSeq and is a predicted model, not a curated record. The transcript has 10 exons.